GACCGUGAAGUCAACACUAACACUUUAAGUACGUGGUAUUUAGUAUUUUCAUUCAACCUUCUCUUGCUUCAAUCGACAACUUUUUCAAACUUUUCCUUGCAAUGAUGUUAUCAGCAUUAAAAUUAUGAAACAUUAUUUAUUGAUCGAAUUACAGAUCAAGAGGUCUCAGUCUCGGAAACAUCUUCUGAAGACAAAGUUGCAAAACACGUAACAUUCAGUGAACAAGACGAAAAUAGUGAAAUUAAAUCGUCAGAAACGAUAAGAAAUUUUUAUAUGAUGGAACCAACGAAAGAUGAAGUUAAACCAAAUUUCCUGAUGGGUGGUGAAGAUCCGUAUGAUGAUGUCGAAGAAAAAGAUUUGUUUCCAUCAGGAAUAAAUAGCAAUGGCGGACUUACAAAGCAAUUAUCGGAUGCCGCUUUAUUAGAAAAACGACGACGCUUAAGCAUGCUGAAACGAAGGCCGAGUAAACGAUUUGUACUUGCUGAAACAGGCGAAGAAAGUGCCUGGAAUACAACAACUGAUAAUGAUCCAUCGUUGCCACCACAACCUCCGCCACCUCAAAUUGAAAUCGGAUUAGCAACGUCUAACAAUAGUCAACUAGAAGAAGUGAAAGAAGCGUCAUCACCAAUAUCACCAAACGAGCAACUUUUAUCAGUACCGACACCGAUUAAGUCCGGAAUGAAGCCAAGCAUGUCUCAUGGCACUGGCUUAGGCUUAGAACGUAAUUUAGAUCGUGAUUUUUUGCUAGCAACAACUGAAGAGUUUGUUAAAAGAUUCGGCGGUAAUCGAGCAAUUAACAGAGUGUUAAUUGCUAACAAUGGAAUUGCUGCAGUUAAAUGUAUGAGAUCAGUUCGUCGAUGGUCGUAUGAAAUGUUUAAGAAUGAGCGAGCUGUACGCUUUGUUGUGAUGGUUACACCUGAAGAUCUUAAAGCAAAUGCUGAAUACAUAAAAAUGGCCGAUCAUUACGUUCCUGUUCCUGGUGGAUCAAACAACAAUAAUUAUGCGAAUGUUGAACUUAUUGUUGAGAUUGCAUUACGAACUCAAGUUCAAGCUGUUUGGGCUGGAUGGGGACAUGCAUCGGAGAAUCCGAAGUUACCGGAACUUCUUCAUAAAAAGGGUUUGGUGUUCUUGGGACCACCAGAGAAAGCAAUGUGGGCACUUGGUGAUAAAGUUGCAUCAUCAAUUGUCGCUCAAACAGCGGACAUUCCGACUCUUCCAUGGUCGGGAUCCGAUUUAAAAGCUCAAUAUAGUGGAAAGAAGAUUAAAAUAUCAACUGAACUCUUCAAUCGUGGCUGUGUGACAUCAGCUGAGCAAGGAUUGAUUGCUUCGUCGAAAAUUGGAUUCCCAGUUAUGAUUAAAGCAUCGGAAGGUGGCGGAGGGAAAGGAAUUCGACGUGUUGAUACACCUGAAGAAUUUCCAGCAUUGUUUCGCCAAGUUCAAGCUGAAGUUCCAGGCUCACCAAUCUUCGUUAUGAAACUUGCACGUGGUGCACAAAUGGUCGCUGAUGUGAAUCUUCCAGCAUGUCAACUUCAAAUUGGAAUGGGAAUUCCACUGUUUCGAAUCAAAGACAUUCGUCUGAUGUACGGAGAGUCGCCAUGGGAAUCGUCAAUUAUUGACUUUGAUAAUCCACCGAACAAGCCACGUCCAUGGGGUCACGUCAUUGCCGCACGAAUCACAUCAGAAAAUCCUGACGAAGGCUUCAAACCAUCUUCGGGAACAGUUCAAGAGUUGAACUUUCGAUCAAGUAAAAAUGUUUGGGGAUAUUUUAGUGUCGCUGCUUCUGGUGGUUUGCAUGAGUUUGCUGAUUCGCAAUUUGGUCAUUGCUUCUCUUGGGGUGAGAAUCGUAAUCAAGCACGUGAGAAUCUUGUCAUAGCAUUAAAGGAGUUGUCAAUUCGUGGUGACUUUAGGACAACUGUUGAAUAUUUGAUUACUUUACUUGAAGCAAAUCGCUUUUUGGAUAACACAAUCGACACAGCAUGGCUAGACGCUCUCAUUGCUGAACGUGUAAAGUCAGAGAAGCCUGACGUUCUCUUAGGUGUCAUUUGUGGCGCUCUUCACAUUGCUUGUCGUCAAAUCACUGAAGCUUUCACCAACUUCCAAACAUCACUCGAAAAAGGACAAAUUCAAGCAGCCAACACACUCACAAAUGUCGUCGAUGUUGAAUUAAUUUCUGAAGCUGUCAAAUAUCGAGUUCAAGCAGUGAAAAGUGGUGAAAAUUCUUAUUUUCUCGUCAUGAAUGGAUCGUUCAAAGAAGUUGACGUUCAUCGUUUGACUGACGGUGGAAUGCUGUUGUCACUUGAAGGUGCAAGUUACACGACGUAUAUGAAGGAAGAAGUUGAUCGCUAUCGAAUUGUAAUUGGAAAUCAAACUUGCAUCUUUGACAAGGAAAACGAUCCUUCAUUGCUUCGAAGCCCUUCAGCUGGUAAGCUCAUCAAUCUUUUGAUUGAAGAUGGUGGGCAUGUUGUGAAAGGUCAAACUUAUGCUGAAAUUGAAGUAAUGAAGAUGGUGAUGACGUUGACAAGUCAAGAGAAUGGAACGAUAACAUUCCUUAAACGACCUGGUUCUGUUCUUGAUGCUGGGUCAUUAAUUGGAACUUUGGAACUUGACGAUCCAUCGCUUGUUACGAAAGCUCAACUUUAUCGCAAUACUUGGCCGAUCAAUGAUAAUGUAAAUAUUCCCGAGAAGCUUAAUCGUGUUCAUAACAAUUACAAAUCAAUUCUUGAGAAUACUCUUGCUGGCUACUGCUUGCCUGACCCUUACAAUGCUCCACGUCUUCGUGAGAUUAUCGAGAAAUUCAUGCAAAGUUUAAGAAAUCCUUCGCUUCCUUUAUUGGAACUUCAAGAAGUCAUUGCGAGCAUUUCGAAUCGAAUUCCAGUGUCGGUUGAGAAGAAGAUUCGUAAAUUGAUGACGCUUUAUGAAAGGAACAUCACAAGUGUUCUCGCACAAUUUCCCAGUCAACAAAUUGCAUCGGUGAUUGAUAGUCAUGCAGCGACACUUCAAAAGCGUUCUGACCGCGACGUUUUCUUCUUAACAACUCAAGGAAUUGUUCAACUUGUUCAACGUUAUCGUAAUGGAAUUCGUGGACGAAUGAAGGCGGCUGUUCAUGAAUUGUUGAGACAAUAUUUUGCUGUCGAGAGUCAAUUCCAGCAUGGGCAUUAUGAUAAAUGUGUUGCGCAAAUUCGUGAGAACAACAAAGACGAUAUGUUGACGGUUGUCAAUACGAUUUUCUCACAUUCACAAGUUGCGAAGAAGAAUUUACUUGUGACACUUCUCAUUGAUCAUUUAUGGAGUAAUGAACCGGGAUUGACUGAUGAGUUGGCAGCGACGUUGAGUGAAUUGACGUCAUUAAAUCGCACUGAACAUUCGCGAGUUGCUUUGAGAGCUCGUCAGGUUCUCAUUGCAGCUCAUCAACCGGCGUAUGAAUUACGACACAAUCAAAUGGAAUCGAUUUUCUUAUCAGCUGUUGACAUGUACGGCCAUGACUUUCAUCCUGAGAAUCUUCAACGUUUGAUUCUAUCAGAGACGUCAAUCUUUGACAUUCUUCAUGAUUUCUUUUAUCAUUCAAAUCGUGCUGUUUGUAAUGCUGCACUCGAAGUUUAUGUGCGACGUGCUUACACGUCUUAUGACUUGACAUGCUUACAACAUUUAGAAUUGUCAGGUGAAGUUCCCUUAGUUCACUUCCAAUUCCUUCUACCGACAGCACAUCCAAAUCGCAUUCCAUUCGAUGGCAAUGGUGAAUGUUUAAAUGCAAUAUUCAAUCGAACUGGUUGCAUGGCUGCAUUUGAUUCAUUUGAACAUUUCAAACAAUACUCGGAUGAGAUCUUAGAUUUACUUCAAGAAGAUCAUGAAGCGACUUAUGGCAAUAGUAAAGUCGCUGAAGCUGUCGAUGCUGUUGAAUCAGCUUCGGAAGAUCGUCGAUUAAGCACAUCGAUUAAUGUCUCAUUGUCAGGUGAUGGAAUGUUGCCGCGACCAGUUGAAAAUGGUGAAUUAAAUUCAUCACUUGAGCCAAUUCACAUCGCAAGUGUUGCUGUUCGUGAUUUAGGUGAUAUGGACGACAUUCAAAUGGCAAACUUAUUUGGUGCUUAUUGUGCUCUUCAUCGCGAUGAAUUGUUCGCUCGACGUAUAAGAAGAAUCACGUUUGCUGCUUUGAAGAAGCGACAAUUCCCGAAAUUCUUCACGUAUCGUGCUCGUGAUAUGUUUGAAGAAGAUCGAAUUUAUCGUCAUUUGGAGCCGGCUUGUGCUUUUCAAUUGGAACUUAAUCGAAUGAGAACUUACGACCUGGAAGCAUUACCAACAGCAAAUCAGAAAAUGCAUUUAUAUUUGGGACGUGCUAAGACAUCAAAUGAUCAAAAAGUGUCUGAUUAUCGUUUCUUUAUUCGUUCAAUUAUUCGACAUUCCGAUUUGAUAACAAAAGAAGCGUCGUUUGAAUAUUUACAAAAUGAAGGUGAAAGAGUGUUGCUUGAAGCGAUGGAUGAACUUGAAGUUGCUUUCUCACAUCGUUAUGCAAAGUACACUGAUUGCAAUCACAUCUUCCUGAACUUCGUUCCAUGUGUCAUCAUGGAUCCGACAAAGAUUGAAGAAUCUGUUACGAAAAUGAUUAUGCGUUAUGGACCGCGAUUAUGGAAGCUUCGCGUUCUUCAAGCUGAAUUGAAACUUGUGAUUCGUCCGACACCGCAAUCAGAUACGACAGCAAUACGUCUUUGCAUUGCAAAUGAUUCGGGAUAUUUCCUCGACAUUUCGAUGUAUCAAGAAGUGAAGGAGAAUGGCGUGAUUAAGUUCCAUGCCUAUGGAAAACGUCAAGGCCCGUUGCAUCAUCUUCCAAUUUCAACACCAUACAUGACGAAAGAUUAUUUACAGCAAAAGAGAUUCCAAGCACAAUCAAGUGGCACAACUUAUUGUUUUGAUCUUCCCGACAUGUUCCGUCAAAUGACCGAGAAGUUGUGGAAGCAAUUUUCAAAAGAUCGUCCAGCAGAAGACAUUCGCAUACCUGAAAAAGUUCUGAUUGAAUGUAAUGAACUUGUGUUGAAUGGAGAUUCAAUGGAAGAAGUUCAAAGGUUGCCAGGGGAAAAUGAUAUUGGAAUGGUCGCAUGGCGAAUAAGAUUAGCAACACCAGAAUUCCCUGAUGGUCGUGACAUUGUCGUGAUUGCAAAUGAUUUGACAUGUUUCAUUGGAUCAUUCGGACCGAAGGAAGACAUGGUAUUCCAGAAAGCAUCUGAAAUAGCGAGAGAAAGAAAAAUUCCGAGAAUUUACAUUUCAUGUAACAGCGGUGCACGUAUUGGAUUAGCGGAAGAAGUGAAAUCAUUGUUUAGAGUUGCGUGGGAGGAUCCGGAUGAACCUGAAAAGGGAUUCAAAUAUCUUUAUUUGACGACAGAGGAUUACAGCAAACUUGCAAGUAAGAACUCUGUUCGUGCUAUUUUAAUCGAAGACGAAGGCGAGCCACGAUACAAAAUCACUGACAUUAUCGGACAAAAAGAUGGACUUGGCGUUGAGAACUUGAGAUAUGCUGGAAUGAUUGCAAGCGAGACAUCGAAAGCGUAUGAAGACAUUGUCACAAUUUCGAUGGUGACAUGCAGAACCAUCGGCAUUGGCUCAUAUCUCGUUCGUCUCGGUCAACGCGUCAUUCAAAUUGAGAAUUCUCACAUCAUUUUAACGGGCUAUGCUGCAUUGAACAAACUUCUUGGACGUAAAGUUUACGCAUCGAACAAUCAACUUGGUGGCAUUCAAAUCAUGUACAACAAUGGAGUAUCGCACAAGACUGAAACAUGUGAUUUGGAUGGAAUUUAUACAAUUCUGCAUUGGCUCUCUUACAUUCCUGAUUCACGUGGUGGAAAUUUACCGAUGGUCAUUUCAAAUGAUCCGAUAACACGUAAUAUUGGAUACAUUCCAACAAAGGCUCCAUACGAUCCACGAUGGAUGCUUGCAGGUCGUGUAAAUCCCGUGAAUCAUAACGAAUGGGAAACUGGAUUCUUUGAUAGAAAUUCAUGGUCAGAAAUAAUGGCGCCAUGGGCUCAAACAGUCGUUACAGGUCGUGCACGACUUGGCGGUAUUCCUAUUGGUGUUAUUGCUGUUGAAACGAGAACUGUUGAAGUGACAGUUCCAGCUGAUCCCGCUAACUUAGAUUCGGAGUCAAAGACUUGUCAGCAAGCUGGUCAAGUUUGGUAUCCAGAUUCAUCUUACAAAACAGCACAAACAAUCAAAGAUUUCUCACGUGAAGAACUUCCGUUGAUGAUAUUUGCCAAUUGGCGUGGAUUUUCUGGGGGUCAAAAAGAUAUGUACGAACAAAUUGUGAAGUUUGGAGCUUAUAUCGUUGAUGGAUUGCGAGAAUAUAAACAACCAGUCUUUGUUUAUUUACCACCAAAUGCUGAACUACGUGGUGGAGCGUGGGCGGUUCUUGACUCUUUGAUCAAUCCAAGAUAUCUUGAAACUUAUGCUGAUCCGGAAUCUCGUGCUGGUGUUUUAGAACCGGAAGGUAUCGUUGAAGUUAAAUACAAAGAGAAAGAUUUGUUGAAAACUAUUCAACGAGUCGAUCCAACAACUUUGAGUCUACAAAAACAAAUACUUGAAGCCAAUGGCAAUAAAGAUGCAAUCAGUGCUUUGAAAGUUAAAAUGAAGGAAAGAAUUGCAGCUUUAAUUCAUGUUUAUCAUACAGUUGCUGUUCACUUUGCUGACUUACACGAUACACCUGAAAGAAUGCUUGAAAAAGGUUGCAUUAGUGAAAUUGUUCCAUGGCGCACAUCUCGUGGUUUCUUCUACUGGCGAUUGAGACGGUGCUUGCUUGAAGAUUUUGUUGUUCGAAAGAUUCUUAAUGCUCAGAAAAGUUUAUCAGUUGGAGCAGCUAAAUCAAUGCUUCGUCGAUGGUUUGUUGAAGACAAGGGUGAAACAAAUGCUUAUCAAUGGGAAGAUAAUGAAGCUGUUGUUGAAUGGAUGGAAGCACAGAAAAAGAAUGAUGAAUCAACAGUUAAUCGUAAUAUUAAUGCAGUGAAGAAGGAUGCCAUAGUUUCACAGAUUAAGCAAUCGCUUGAGGAAUGCCCUGAAGUUGCCCUUGAUGCAGUCAUCGGUCUAUGUCAGGCCCUUCUUCCAGCACAACGUGGUGAAGUCGUUCGAACAUUAGCACAGCUUGAGUUUGAGAACACUGAAGCCUCACUCUCAAUUCCUGGAGAUGAAACAGAUGAAGACAAUGCAAUGCUUAUUGGAACUAUCGAUGAUUACCAUUUCGUCGGCGAUUUAGAAGAAGAUUUCGUAGAUUCCGCAAUCGCUAUAACAGAUAAAGAAUUAUUGACAACUGCAGCUCCAUUUGACAAAUAUAAAUUAUGA
Molecule: messenger RNA, 7314 nt
Organism: Clunio marinus
Lineage: Eukaryota; Metazoa; Arthropoda; Insecta; Diptera; Chironomidae
Source: the annotation of a GenBank genome assembly